Messenger RNA from Syngnathoides biaculeatus (alligator pipefish), 1572 nucleotides. RefSeq names its product actin, alpha skeletal muscle A. Bases 139 to 1272 code for a protein of 377 amino acids. The transcript has 7 exons. The record is from RefSeq and is a predicted model, not a curated record. NCBI's taxonomy places the organism in Eukaryota, Metazoa, Chordata, Actinopteri, Syngnathiformes, Syngnathidae.
GCGGCGAUAAGGACCGUAGCUGGUUCAGCAGCAGCACUGGUUGGGUCAUUCUCUCCGAGCCGCAGACACUCUCAUAAGGUAAGGUGCUAACACCGGGACUGAGACCUUAAUGAGCGUUUUUCGGCAGAAGAAGCCACCAUGUGUGACGACGACGAGACUACCGCCCUCGUGUGCGACAACGGCUCCGGCCUCGUGAAGGCUGGCUUCGCCGGAGACGACGCCCCCAGGGCGGUGUUCCCCUCCAUCGUGGGCCGCCCCCGUCACCAGGGUGUCAUGGUCGGUAUGGGUCAGAAGGACUCCUACGUCGGCGACGAGGCCCAGAGCAAGAGAGGUAUCCUGACCCUCAAGUACCCCAUCGAGCAUGGCAUCAUCACCAACUGGGACGACAUGGAGAAGAUCUGGCACCACACCUUCUACAACGAGCUGAGAGUGGCCCCCGAGGAGCACCCCACCCUGCUCACCGAGGCCCCCCUCAACCCCAAGGCCAACAGGGAGAAGAUGACCCAGAUCAUGUUUGAGACCUUCAACGUCCCUGCCAUGUAUGUUGCCAUCCAGGCUGUGCUGUCCCUCUACGCCUCCGGCCGUACCACCGGUAUUGUGCUGGACGCUGGCGACGGUGUGACCCACAACGUCCCCGUCUACGAGGGUUACGCUCUGCCCCACGCCAUCAUGCGUCUGGACUUGGCUGGUCGCGAUCUGACCGACUACCUGAUGAAGAUCCUGACCGAGCGUGGCUACUCUUUCGUCACCACCGCCGAGCGUGAGAUCGUGCGUGACAUCAAAGAGAAGCUGUGCUACGUGGCUCUGGACUUCGAGAACGAGAUGGCCACGGCUGCCUCCUCCUCCUCCCUGGAGAAGAGCUACGAGCUCCCCGACGGUCAGGUCAUCACCAUCGGUAACGAGAGGUUCCGUUGCCCCGAGACCCUCUUCCAGCCUUCCUUCAUUGGUAUGGAAUCUGCCGGUAUCCAUGAGACCGCCUACAACAGCAUCAUGAAGUGCGACAUUGACAUCCGUAAGGACCUGUACGCCAACAAUGUGCUGUCCGGUGGUACCACCAUGUACCCUGGUAUUGCUGACCGUAUGCAGAAGGAGAUCACUGCCCUGGCCCCCAGCACCAUGAAGAUCAAGAUCAUCGCACCUCCCGAGAGGAAGUACUCCGUCUGGAUCGGCGGCUCCAUCCUGGCUUCCCUGUCCACCUUCCAGCAGAUGUGGAUCUCCAAGCAGGAGUACGAUGAGGCGGGCCCCAGCAUCGUCCACAGGAAGUGCUUCUAAGUCCCUCAUCUGCCCCCUGGCUUCUCCGUCCUCUCCGCCGCCGGGUUUUGGGGAAUCGAACGGGAGGGGGCGAGAAGCAGGAGACUCGACCUCUGCGGCGCGGCAACACUCUGCUGUCAAUGGACUGCCUGUCUGUGCUGUUGACCUCCUUACACGUGCAUUCUUUCAACAAAUGUACAUGUUUUGUAGCUGUCUGUUGCCUGUGUUGUACGGAGAAAGGCUGUGAAAAAAAAAAAAAAAACACCACUGAACCAUGCAUCCAACCCUAUAAAAACUUUAAUAAAAAAAUAACAACAACAA